AUGAAUGAAAAAAAGAGCAUCAUCCUUUUUGGACUCACUGGGCAAGGAAAGUCCUCAAUUGCAAACAUGAUGAUUCAAGGUGAUAUUUAUCAUGAAGGCAAUGUGUUCGAAAUUAAUGAUGGUGCUGUUGGUGCGAAUAUUUCGAUACAACGCAGUGAUAAUGAUAAAUUUAUAGUUUACGAUACGAUAAGAUUAGGUGAAGCAUGUUCUGGAAACUUUUCGCAUAAGGAGGCUGUCAAAAUGAUAAGAGAAUAUUUUACUACUUGUCAAUUGCCGUUAAAUUACAUAGCUUUCGUUAAAAAGAAAGGCAGAUUUACCGAAGAAGAUCGUAAAAUGUUUAAUUUAUUUAAAGAGAUUUUUGAGGGAAAUGAGAAAAAUUUUAUUAUAAUUAUUACUAAUAGUAAUCCGAAUUGGGUCGAAAAGAACUCAGAAUCAUUAAAGAAAAAUUUUAGAGAAGAUUAUCAGAUUAUUUCGGUCGAUUUUCCUUUUAACGAAGAUGAUGAUGCAGUCAUUCAGCGAAAAAAAAGAGCACAGAGUGAUGAGAGUAAUCGUAGUAAUCGUGCGACACAAAAUUUAUUUUUUAAAAAUAUGACGAAAGUUGUUGCACAAAUUGCAUUUAAGGGAUUUGCAAGGAAAUACACUUGA
Molecule: messenger RNA, 645 nt
Organism: Funneliformis geosporum
Lineage: Eukaryota; Fungi; Glomeromycota; Glomeromycetes; Glomerales; Glomeraceae
Source: the annotation of a GenBank genome assembly